Messenger RNA from Caenorhabditis sp. 36 PRJEB53466, 5172 nucleotides. The record is from the annotation of a GenBank genome assembly. NCBI's taxonomy places the organism in Eukaryota, Metazoa, Nematoda, Chromadorea, Rhabditida, Rhabditidae.
AUGUCAAUAAAUGGUUGUUUGAAGUUAUUCGCAUCAAAUUUCACCGUAAAAAUGUGCAAUUUUAUAGAGAAAACCCUCUACCCCGACAGAAAAUGAUGCCUUUUGUGUACAACGCAGAUGAAGACGGAAAAAGGGUUCAAGGCGAGGUAAUAGGCGAUGAAAUGCUUGAAAAAUUGUGGUUUCAAAUGAAAAACCGAGUGAAGAGGGCUAGAAUUGUGGUCUUUCCGCAAAAUGUCGUCUCAAAUUCCAGGAAAGAUAUGAGCCUCGCGAGCAUCAACGUCAAAUGGCCGACUAUUACAAGCAAUACGAGGAGCAGCGGGUUUGUUUUGCGGGGGCGAACUUUUGAUCCAUCGAUCGAUCGAUAAUGUCUGUCUAAAGUUGUGUUCCUCCCGACAGGCGGCCAAUUCGCUCGUCUACGGAUCGUCUGGAACCAAUCAACUGGCUGAUAUACAAGCCCGUUUGGCCGAGACUCAGCAACAGAUCCAGCGGCUGAACAAUGAGGAGAAAGAGUAAGGGAAACUGGGAAACUGAGACGAACGGACCUGAAGUCAUGAAAUUUGAAUUCUCGAAAAGUCUUGCAACAAAUCCUGAGUUCCAAAUUAGUUUGUUUUUUUGUACUAUGCUUCUCUGCUUAUUACCUGAAUCAAUCAACGAAAAUGCUUUAAAAAAACGUUCCCUGAAAUAUCAUGUAAAAAUGCAGGCAAAUGGGAGUGCUCCAACACCAACAAUAUCAUCAACCGCCGACGGCCGUCUACCCGGAUUUCGCCCUGCCUCCACCGUCAUUCACCGCUCCAAAUGCCACGAACUCGUCUACAGUAAACGCCGCGCGCUCUUCGGAGCGUCGCCGCUCCCGUUCCCCGUCGUGGGCGCGCCGUUCGCGGAGCAGAAGCAGGAGCCGCGGGCGGGAAUCUUCGGGCAGAAGGCGUGGAAGUAGUCGGGAUCGGCGGAAGGAGGAGGAUCGGAGCAGCCGACGGAGAAGAGGUCCUCUCGCAAUCAGUCAUUCUCUGUCCCUGGAGAUGCCUUUGCUUUUGCCGCGCCCGAAAAAAACUAAUUCUCGAUGAGAUUGUAGAUCGGAGUCACGAGCGGAGCAGCCGAUCGCCGCCGAGCAACCAGAAAAACGCUUCUUCCUCUGCCACGUCCUCUUCGAGAUAUUCGAGACGACGACGUUCCAGAAGCAGCAGCAGGGAUAGGGUCAGUACGGAAAAUCAAAAGAGGGGAAUAUGCGCUCUGUUGCACUUUUGUAAAGAAUUCCGGGAUUUUCUCUGUUUCAAAAUAUUUUCAUACAACUUUUUGUCUUUGACACUUCUAAUGCUAACAUCGAGCCUACUUCUCAUUUUUUCAUACAAAAUCAGAUUGCAAUGAGAGGGUUGUAAUCGAAAAAGCCAUUUUCAAAAUUUCUCAAAAUUUCAGAUCGAUGUGGUUGGUGCCUUCAAUCGAAAGGUUCCCAGCGUUGUCAAAUAAAAUGCCAAAAAAAAAAUGCAACUUUUCUGAGUAAAACAGUGUCUCUUUUAGGACCGAAACUCGUCGUUCCGUCGCAACCAAACGGAUCGAUAUUCGGAUUGGAAUCCCGGAAUUCCGACGAACAAAUUGGCGAUUUUGAACAUGCCCGCCGACGUGGACAAUACCAAAGUGAGUUUGAGCUUCGUUUUCAUUUGCAUUUUCGAAAUUGAACCCAAUUUUGUCCCCCCCCCUCUGCAGAUCACAUUUGCACUGGGAAAAUGCGGAUAUCUGCCGCAGGACGUGCGCACAAUGACCAAAUUCGACCGUUUGACGAAACAACCGCGCACUUUUGCGUUCGUCGAAUUCUCGGAUCAGUCGACCGCCGAACGGUGGAUGGCCGACUUUCAGGUACGAGAUUUUGGGCCGAAAAAUGGUCUGGGCCGGCCUUUUGCCUAGCCCUGUGCGAGAAUGAAUUUGAAAAAAAACCAACAAAUCGCUGAAAUAAGUUUUUAGUGAGAGCGGACCUGUGUAAAUAAAAUUAGAAUGUGUUCGAACCCCCUAAACCAUUUUUUGAAACUGAAAUUUUUUUAAGCCAAAAAAUAUCGUAAACUCGAAAGAAACGGAAAUGUUUGACAUUUGCAGGGCUGGCUGACACUGGACGACGGUCGGACUCUGGCGGUGGAAUACGCGAAAGGCGAUUCGGUGAACAAUAUGGGGAAUAAGGGAGACGACUGGAUUUGUGCUCACGUAAGCACUCUUUUCACCAAAUUGCUUCUUUUUUUGUUGUGCGUGCUGAUUUUUCCUGAAAUGUCUUUUUGUUUGCAGUGCUCAAUGAACAAUUUUGUGAAACGAAGCACAUGUUUCAAAUGCGAAAUUUCCAAGGAUCAAUCGAUGGAAUUGGAGCGAUUGGGCGCACAUAUGGUCGGAAUGACACCCUGUGAUAGUCAGUUCUUUUUCUCUUAGAAGCUGGGAAUAAUAUAAUUUUUGUGAUUUUCAGCACUUUUAAUCCGCGGCCUUCCGGACGGAAUCACGAACAGCGCCAUCUUUGACGGACUUUCGACCCUCGUCUGUCUCAGCUCCAUUUCCAUGAUCAAGGUCCCUUUUUUUUCCCCCCCCCCCCCUUAUUUUUUGACACUUUAAAAAAUCUGAAAUUAUUUGCAGUUGUCCGAAUCGAAACGUUUUGCGUAUUUGCAAAUGAAAAGCGCCGACGAGGCGCUGAUGCUCCUCAAUUUGACCUACAAAGCACCGAUUCGCAUUAAGAACAAGGACGGUGAGUGGGCGAAAUUGUUUGGCGCUGCAAAACGAGACCCCGUAGAUCACACAAUUGCCUCGGAAUAAAAAUGAGCAAUCUCGCACGAAUACCUAUUUUUUGAAUUAGAACAGUGAAACGGUGAAUUUUGACUCUAAAUUUUUGAGUCACUUUUAGCUUAAAGUUUCCCGUAUUUCCACAGCAAAAAUAUGAAAUCGAUAUCGAUUGAUUUCAGUGCAAGUCUCGUGGUGCCGCGACUCGAUGACUCGUCUCAUUCAGCAACAAAUGACGAUGCUGACGGCCGGACCCGUACGCGAACAGGCGCCGCAGGGAAAUUGUGAGUCUAUUUGGCCAAUAGUGAACCAUUUUCAAUCGAUAUUAUUCACCUUUUCAGUAACUGGAGCUGAAAUCGCCGCCGCCGCCAUUUCGAAGGCGAAUGCGGUCCGUCAGGCCAGUCAUCACGUUGGACAGCUGGUAAGCACCUUGUACACCGUUCUUCGAAAAAUUCUUUUCAGAUGGCCCAUCCGAACCAGCAAGCGACGUCCGCACCUACCGCCGCCACUAUUAUCCCGUCGAAUUUCUCGGUGCCGCCGCCAAAUUUGAACGCCCCGCCCCCAGUUAUCCAGCCGGAACACCAGAACGGAGUGAUUGGAGUCGUGCAGACGCCCAAAGGAACACUCCCCAGAUAUUGUAGGUCUUGCAGGAAAACGAGUCGAAUUUGUUUGAAUUUCCUAAAAAUGCUUGAAUGUUACUUAUCACGCCUUUAAAAAUAUUCUAGAAAAACGGUUAAUUUGCAGUGCCGCCGAACCCGCUGACGUUUGUGCACGAUCCGAACGUCGGCUACUACGUGGAUCCGAUCACAAAGUUCUGCUACGACUCGACCACCGGCUACUACUUUAACAACGAAUCGGCGUGCUGGUCGACGUGGGACCUCACCUUCCAGACGUACUUCCCGGUGGAAACAGCGGCGAAAACGGAAGAGGCAACGGAAGAGAAAGGCAAGAAAACAGAGGAGGAGGGGCCGAAAAGUGCGGCCGAUCUGGCGAAGGACAUGGCAAAAUGGGCGAAAAAGCAGGAGAAGGACAAGAAGAAAGUGCAGAUUUCGCUGAAAACGAAGGAAACGAAGGGAGUGGUCGAGUUAAAGAACGUAUUCCAGCAGGGUGAGCGAUAUUGCAAGUGCAGAGAAUUGGAAAGAAAGUGUUUGCAGAAAAACACCGAAAACUGGGACCAUCAGCCCUCUCGGCGGACGAAGACGACGAAGAAGAGGCGGCGGCGGAAGAAAGUUACCGUCCGUCGACGUCUUCCCUCAAUGCCACGUCAUCGGCUCAUUCGAAUUCGAGCCCGAUGGCGCCGCGUAAACCGAAUCUGCUGGAAUUGAGAGAAUCGAUGGAACGGGCGCUGUACGACGAGGCCAAAAAGACUUGCAUGCUGUGCAAACGGGCAUUCGGAGACGUCGAAGUGCUCAGAAAACACGUGGAGAAAAGCGAAUUGCAUCGGGUGCGUUUGCCGAUCAAAUGUGUCUCUUUGAAAAAUGUAAUCUUAAAAAUUCAGACGAAUCUGGAGGCGAAACGUGCCGAGUGGGGCCGAGAAACGGCGCUGCGGCUGCGAGAAGAAGAGGAAAAAGAGCCGGAACUGCCGAAGAUUGUGUACAGAGACCGGGCGAAAGAGCGGAGGCGGCAGUUCGGAAUCGACUCCACCGGGUACGCGUUCGAUGUGAUGGGCGGCACCACUUCCGGAGCCGGAUCCGCGCGCAACGAGGAGACGAUGCGAAAGGAGAGCGAGGAGGCGUCGAAACGGCCGUUGGACGACUCGAACAUUGGAAACCGACUGCUCAAGAGCAUGGGCUGGAAAGAGGGACAGGGAGUCGGAAAACACGCACAGGGUACGCGGAUUCGAGUUUUGAAAUGUAGAUUCUCAGUGUUUGACAAAGAACGAUAUCGCCUCAAGACCAGAGUUGCGCGGAAGAACACGGAAGAAUUUUUAUCUUUUUUAGAAAAUUUUUUCAUGGGAUGUGAUCAACUGACGAAAUGUAUAGCAAAGUGAACUCUGCUCAUAGAAAAAUAAUUGUAAAUGUAACUUUUCAUGCAAAAAAGUUAUUCCUUCCGUCUUCCGUUAGCCCUCCUUUUUUCACGGAACAACUCGAAUAACUUUUUUGUAUGUAAAGCUAAAUUUACAAUUAUUUUUCUAUGAGCACAGUUCACUUUGCUAUACAUUUCGUCAGUUGAUCACAUUUCAUGAGAAAAUUUUCUAAAAAAGAUAAAAAUUCUUUCGUGUUCUUCCGUUGAGUUCUUCCGCUCAACUCUGCUCAAGACCCUUUAUCCUAAAAUAUUUUGUCUACAGGAAUAGUGAACCCGAUCCAAGCGGAACGAUUCGUCCAGGGCGCCGGAUUGGGGGCGGCCGGCUCGAAAAUGCGUCACGGAGUGGAGGCGAGCCACAAAGAAAAGACACGUCAGGCACUCUACAGCCGAUACCACGACGCCUAA